Messenger RNA from Piliocolobus tephrosceles (Ugandan red Colobus), 1499 nucleotides. It is a transcript of the gene UBQLN4, whose product is annotated as ubiquilin 4. NCBI's taxonomy places the organism in Eukaryota, Metazoa, Chordata, Mammalia, Primates, Cercopithecidae. The transcript has 6 exons. Gene Ontology annotation, molecular function: polyubiquitin modification-dependent protein binding. Gene Ontology annotation, cellular component: cytosol. Gene Ontology annotation, biological process: ubiquitin-dependent protein catabolic process. The record is from RefSeq and is a predicted model, not a curated record. The coding region runs from base 122 to 1048 and encodes 308 amino acids.
GGGAGGGGAGAGGUGGAGAGAGGGGAGUGUUGGAGGCGCAGUAGCCGAGCCGGGCCGGCCGGGCGGGCGGGGAGGAGGAGGAGCCGGGCGGGCUGGCGGGCGGCCGGGUGGCGGCGGCGGCAUGGCGGAGCCGAGCGGGGCCGAGACGAGGCCCCCCAUUCGGGUCACCGUCAAGACCCCCAAGGACAAGGAGGAAAUUGUGAUCUGCGAUCGAGCCUCGGUCAAGGAGUUCAAAGAGGAAAUCUCCCGGAGGUUUAAGGCUCAGCAGGAUCAGCUGGUCCUGAUCUUCGCAGGCAAGAUCCUCAAGGAUGGGGACACACUGAACCAGCACGGAAUCAAGGACGGGCUCACUGUCCAUCUGGUCAUCAAGACCCCUCAGAAGGCUCAAGAUCCAGCUGCUGCCACUGCUUCUUCCCCCUCCACACCUGACCCUGCCUCAGCACCCUCCACCACGCCUGCUUCACCCGCCACCCCUGCCCAGCCCUCCACCUCUGGCAGUGCCUCUUCGGAUACUGGCAGUGGAAGCCGGAGGAGCAGUGGUGGGGGGCCCUCUCCAGGGGCUGGGGAGGGACCCCCCAGUGCUACUGCGUCCAUACUCUCUGGCUUUGGGGGCAUCCUGGGGCUGGGCAGCCUGGGCCUGGGCUCUGCCAACUUCAUGGAGCUGCAGCAGCAGAUGCAGAGGCAGCUGAUGUCCAAUCCUGAGAUGCUGUCGCAGAUCAUGGAGAACCCCUUGGUCCAGGAUAUGAUGUCUAACCCUGACCUGAUGCGUCACAUGAUCAUGGCUAACCCCCAGAUGCAGCAACUGAUGGAGCGGAACCCUGAGAUCAGCCACAUGCUCAACAACCCUGAACUCAUGAGGCAGACGAUGGAGCUUGCUCGGAAUCCAGCCAUGAUGCAAGAAAUGAUGCGGAACCAGGAUCGGGCCCUGAGCAACCUUGAGAGCAUCCCUGGAGGGUAUAAUGCCCUCCGCCGCAUGUACACGGACAUCCAGGAGCCCAUGUUCAGUGCUGCCCGGGAACAGUUCCCUGAGGGGUGGGCCUUGGCUUGAAGGCAAUUCUCAACAGUGCAUAUCCGGGGAUGGUCCAAUUUGGCAUGGACAAAAGAUAAGCAGAGGUCCUUGUGGAAGUGGGUGAGGCAUAGCGUCCAUCCAAGGAACUUGACAUCCUUCUGACAAACUUCUUGUACCAGGGGCUCAAAGGCCAGGUGGCAGGCCUGAGGUCAGACGCCAGCCCUGAUACAACAUGUCUCAAGUAUGGUCCAUGGAUCACCUGCAUCAGAAUCACCUGGGGAGCUUGUUGAUAAUGAGAAUCCUGGUCCCCACCUUUGAGCUGCUUAUUGAAUCCAUUUCUAGGGUUGGGUCCCAGGAUUAUACAUUUUUAAAAAUGCUUUAUGAAUCCUAUUCAAAUACACACACACACAAAAAAAAUAGAUAAAAAUAUAGCAUUUUUUAAAAAAUCAAUGUUGCCCUAACAUGUAGCCAUAUAUAAUUUCAGGGCCCU